AUGGGGUCGCUACCAGACUUGUACGAGGCGGGCAUUGAGGAAGUUCAGGAUGGUCUGAAAAAGAAGUGCUUCACCAGCGUUGAUCUCGUCAAAGCAUAUCUCGCUCGUAUAGAGGAAGUCAACUUGAAGGGCCCUGCGUUGCGGGCGGUCCUGGAGACCAAUCCGAACGCGCUCAAGCAGGCUGCAGAGCUCGACCAGGAGAGGGAGGCUUCCGGGCCCCGCGGUCUUCUCCACGGCAUCCCGAUCUUGCUCAAAGACAACAUCGCCACGCUUCACAGCGAAGGCAUGAACACCACAGCGGGGUCCUACGCCCUGCUCGACUCCGUCGUCGACGGCGAGUCCUUUGUCGCCGCGCGGCUGCGAGCCGCGGGCGCGAUCCUCCUCGGAAAAUGCUCCCUCUCGGAGUGGGCGAACUGGCGGGGAAAAGUCCCGUCUGGGUUCUGCGGGCGCGGCGGCCAGGGCACGAGCCCGUACGUCCCGCUGGGCAACCCGUCGGGCUCCAGCUCCGGCAGCGCGAUCGCGGGUGCGAUAGGCCUCGCGACGGGCACGCUCGGCUCAGAGACGGACGGCUCCAUCGUCAGUCCGAGCAGCAAUUGCAACCUCGUCGGCCUCAAGCCAACGGUCGGGCUCACGUCGCGUGCGGGAGUGAUUCCGAUCUCGGAGCACCAGGACAGCGUUGGUCCGAUGUGCCGCAGCGUCGCGGACUGCGCGGCCAUCCUAUCCGUCAUCGCGGGGCGCGACCCGCACGACAACUACACGCUGAAUCAGCCCGAGACGGUGCCGGAUUACACCAAAGCCUUGAAGAAGGACGGCCUGCGGGGCGCGCGCCUCGGCGUGCUGCGGAAGGUGCUGCACGGUGUCGACGCGAACAUCAUGAUCGCGUUCAACAAGGCGCUGGAGGACAUGAAAGCCCUCGGCGCGACGAUCGUCGACCCCGCGGACUUGGCGGACGAGUGGGACUACGACGAGGUGUGGAAGCGCGAGGAGCUCGUGCUCUGUGGCGACUUCAGAGCCAAUAUUCACGGCUACCUGUCGAAGCUGGUGGAGGUUCCGACGGGCGUGCGGACCGUCGAGGACCUCAUCAGGUUCAACGAGGAGAAUAGGGAGAAGGAGCUGGUCGAGCCAUACUGGACGGACCAGGCGACGUUCUUCAAGUGCAGCAACAUACACCAAGAUUCAAAGUUCUGGGACGCAGUGGCAUACGACUAUCGAAUGGGUCGGCAAGACGGUGUCGAUGGCGUGCUGAAGAAGUACGAGGUCGAUGCGAUCCUCGCGCCCAUCGCGAGGGCGUCCCUGCCCGCCGCGGUCGCAGGAUAUCCUCUCAUAGUUGUGCCCCUCGGCUUCCAGCCGCCUCACGUUGCGCUCACAGAGGCAAAUCCGACGCGUAUGAACGGCCCGAACAUGCCCUUCGGAAUUUCGUUCCUCGGUACCGCCUACAGCGAAUUCCAGCUCAUCCAGUACGCGUACGCGUACGAGCAAGCGACGAAGCAUCGGCUAGAGAAAAAAGCGUACCCCGAGGCGAUACCAAAGACACAGCUGGGAGACGUGAUGGGUAAGCAAUCAUGAAUAUAACCUAGACUCCGGGCGACGUAUCACGGAGGAGAAAGUGGGCAACUGCACGGGCGAGCGGAUGAGUGACGGCAUAUGCGUGCAGAUGGACAAGUGAGCUGAGGUCAGACCAGACAAUGUGUAGAUAGGCGAGAGUGAGCGGGUACGUGGGCGAGUGUGUGCAACGGGAUGUCUUGCUGCCAGUGGCGAAAGCACGAUGGCCUUUAUGUAAGUGUCGUAGAAGACUCGCCGCGAUUGGUAGCAGAGGUAUUAGGUAGAGUCGGCGAAGGGCGAUCGGGCUAGUGAUGGGACGGCGGGUGAUGUUCUAGUAGAGACUAGUGGGGCCACCUCAAUAUUUGAAUGCUCAGGCUAUCAAAUACUU
Molecule: messenger RNA, 1930 nt
Organism: Rhodofomes roseus
Lineage: Eukaryota; Fungi; Basidiomycota; Agaricomycetes; Polyporales; Fomitopsidaceae
Product: amidase signature enzyme
Exons: 6
Coding region: 1-1566 (521 amino acids)
Source: RefSeq, a predicted model, not a curated record